AUGUGGUCAUCCAGCCUGCUGGUGCUGAGCACCAUCAUCCUCCCAGCCUCCACUGCCGUCGUCAAGGAGGGUUCAACAUGCAUCGUGACACCGAUCUCUGCGACACCAGCCGCCAUCGCACUCCGCAGCAUCGACGCCGUCCCCCCCGUAGGCCCUGAGAAGCUCUCGCCGCGCCAGGACCGCCCGGACGACACGUCGCAGAUCCUCUCGGCCUUCUCCCAGUGCGGCAGGGAUGGCACCAUCAUCUUCCGCGAGGGGACCUACCACAUCCGACAGGUCAUGGAUACGGCCGACCUGCGCAACGUGUCCAUUGAGAUCUAUGGCACGUUCCUUUGGAGCGCGGAUAACUUGAGCUACUGGCGGCAGCGGAGCUUUAGUGUCACCUAUGCGGGCCGCCAGACGGCGUGGCGGAUCGGCGGGAGGGAUAUCACGAUGAAGGGGUUCGGCAAGGCUCUGUUCGAUGGGAACGGGCAGGCGUGGAUUGAUCUUGCGAGGGGCCAGGGGAAUUUGAAUGGGCGGCCGAUUAACUUGACAAUAUGGAGGGGGACGAAUGUGUUAAUUGAUGGGAUUCGGUGGCGCAUGGCGCAGUUCUGGCACACCUUCGUCGCCCACUCGCAGAACGUGACCAUGACCAACCUCGGCAUGCAUACCUUUUCGACGAACGGGCAGAGCUCGGACUGCAUCGCGAUCAAAGGCAACAGCAGCAACGUCCAUGUCAGCAACAUCGUCUGCCACGAAUCGGGCGCCAUGACACUCGGCAGCGUCGGCUCCAACGCCGUGCAGCCCGACUACGUCGAGAACGUCGUCUUCGACAACAUCACGGCCAUCCACUCGAGCAACGCGGCCUGGAUCAAGACAUACCCCGGCACGGGCUACGUCCGCAACGUCACCUUCCGCAACAUCAAGUUUGAAGACGUCAACCAGCCCAUCUACAUCACCUCGUGCAUCUACUCGUACCAAAACUGCGACUCCUCCCGCCUCAAGAUCAGCGACAUCCGCUGGGAGAACAUCACGGGUACGAGUCGGUACAACGUGGCUGUUGGGAUCCACUGCAGCGCGUCGACGCCGUGCGAGAACCUGCGCUUCUCGGGCAUCGACAUCCGGCCCAAGAACGGAGGCGCCGCCAAGAUGCUGUGCUCGAAUGUCCGGAACCAGGCCAGCUCCGGCUUGCAGUGCACGGGGCCGUGCCCGGGCUCGCAUCCGCAGCAGUUGUCGGGCAAUGUGUGA
Messenger RNA from Parathielavia appendiculata, 1227 nucleotides. RefSeq names its product glycoside hydrolase family 28 protein. The record is from RefSeq and is a predicted model, not a curated record. NCBI's taxonomy places the organism in Eukaryota, Fungi, Ascomycota, Sordariomycetes, Sordariales, Chaetomiaceae. Gene Ontology annotation, biological process: carbohydrate metabolic process. Gene Ontology annotation, molecular function: polygalacturonase activity. The coding region runs from base 1 to 1227 and encodes 408 amino acids. The transcript is spliced from 4 exons.